UUCUUCAUAAUAGAUCGUAUUGUCCAUGAAUAUGAAGAAGCAAAGGCAAAACAAAAAAUAAGAAGAACAGCAAAUUUUGAGAUAGAUGUUCAUAUUAUGGUAUUGAUGUUGACAUUGAUUGCGAGGAUUAAUAACUGUUCAACACAAAUCGAGCGUCCAAUCAGGAGAGCACCAACACAACUUGGAUAUGAAUACCUACAAAAGGCGAUGAAAGAGGAUUCUCAGCAUUUUCGUGAAUUAUAUCAAGCAUGUAGUCAGGAAAAUGUUGCAUCAAGUAGUAAUGCACAAGAGCAAAAUCAAGAAGAUGAUGAAUCAUAUAGCGAUGCAGAAGAACUUGUUGGAACCCAAGAACAACAAAGGGAAUUCGCUAAUAAUUGGCGAGCAACUAUUGCUGCUAAUAUGUGGGGAGAUGCUAAUGACGAUGGGUAUCAGCCA
Molecule: messenger RNA, 435 nt
Organism: Thlaspi arvense
Lineage: Eukaryota; Viridiplantae; Streptophyta; Magnoliopsida; Brassicales; Brassicaceae
Source: the annotation of a GenBank genome assembly